Messenger RNA from Prunus armeniaca (apricot), 933 nucleotides. NCBI's taxonomy places the organism in Eukaryota, Viridiplantae, Streptophyta, Magnoliopsida, Rosales, Rosaceae. The record is from the annotation of a GenBank genome assembly.
AUGGGUUUAUGGAACCAUCAUGUGGAAGGCCAAAAUUUGUGCUUUCAAGCACCUCCUUUCAUUGAAUGGCUGAAGCCACCUUCCUCUUUUUCUUCAUCAUCAUCCCCUUCUUUUUGCUUAUCUGAGAAUAGCACUACUAUGCAAUGCUUGCCUCUUUUAAGCCAGUUUACGGACACCAAGCCGGUGAAAAUAGAAGAUGUUGGGGUGCAGAAAGAGGGUUCUGGAGUCAAAGAAGAGAAAAUGGGGCAAGUUACAGUGGCCUUGCGCAUUGGACUGCCUAAUAGUACUAGUGAAGCUGAUCAAUCAGACACUCAUCAUGAGAAUAAGAAGGUUUUGGAUCUCAAGGAAGAAGAAGGAGUAGCCAUGAGGAAGAGCUUUCAUGGGUGCUCUUUUAAUGCAGAGAGUAGGUUUUGGAUACCAACACCUGCUCAGAUUCUUGUUGGGCCGAUGCAGUUUGCUUGCUCCAUUUGCAGCAAGACCUUCAAUAGGUACAAUAACAUGCAGAUGCAUAUGUGGGGCCACGGAUCUGAAUUUAGAAAAGGGCCAGAUUCUCUCAAAGGAACACAACCAGCCGCAAUGCUGAGGCUACCAUGCUAUUGCUGUGCUCAAGGCUGCAAGAACAACAUCAAUCACCCAAGAGCCAAGCCACUGAAAGACUUCAGAACUCUCCAAACUCACUACAAGAGAAAGCAUGGAGCAAAGCCAUUCAUGUGUAGAAAAUGUGCCAAAACAUUUGCAGUUAAGGGAGAUUGGAGAACCCAUGAGAAGAACUGUGGGAAGCUCUGGUAUUGCACCUGUGGAUCUGAUUUCAAGCACAAAAGGUCACUCAAGGACCACAUUAGAUCCUUCGGAAAAGGACACUCUCCACACCCUUCUCUUGAUGGUUUUCAUGAGGAUGAGAAGGAAUGCAUAACUGGUUCUGAAGACGACUGA